UUCUCAAUCGGAAGGUAAUGGGUUGAUACCUCCUUAGUUAUAAGAAGAAUUAUGCAAAUCCUCAUUUCGACAUUGUGUCAUUCACGACGGUUCGAUCAUCCAAACUGGCACUCACAAAGUUAAAAACUGUGGUCCUCACCACCUUUUUCUUACCCAUCUUUUUUAGUCUCUUGAUGUAACUUCUGAGUUCCUAUAUUUUUGCUCCAACCAUUUCCACAACCACCAUCACCACCACCGCCACCGUCACGGAGCUGCCCGAGUUGGCAAUGGAGGCAAAGAGCUAUGAAGGCAAGCAUAAUCUUAAAGAUAAGGCGUAUAAGGAAGGUGUGAUCGACGACGAUUUAGAAUACGAGACAGAGGAGGAAGACGUUGGCGGAGGAGGCCAUGGUGGUACCAAUGCUUGCACUGCAUUGGGUUAUUACGAGAAUGAGAAGAAGAAAAGAGGGACAUCAGUUUCUGGCCGUGGACGAUCUGGUAGCGGCGUCUCUUCCCCGAGUUGCCAAGCACACAACUGCACAACAGAUUUGAGUGAAGCAAAGAGGUAUCACCGUCGCCACAAGGUCUGCGAGUUUCACUCGAAGGCAGCCGUCGUCAUGGUCGCAGGAAUUCGCCAACGUUUCUGUCAGCAAUGCAGCAGGUUCCAUGAGUUGACAGAAUUCGACGAAGCUAAAAGGAGCUGUCGUCGGAGGCUAGCAGGGCAUAAUGAACGACGAAGGAAGAGCUCGGCCGAGUGUCAAGGAGAAAGCACGAACCGUAAAGGAUCAGCGUCGCAGUCGAAGGAAGGCCAUUGCAGGCAGCUAAUGGAAGAUCAAAGAAGCAGAAUUCAGAUGGCUCCUACAGGAAGCUCUGGCUAUAAACACCUGCAUAUCAGAUAAAAGAAGACUAUGCUCCCUCUCUUCUGUCACUAAUGCCAUGUUUGCCUUGGAAGUUGUCUUAGUUUUCAAAUAAUGUGAACUGUUUGUUUGUUUUUGCACUAAAAUUUAACAUGUUGAGCCAUAAAACUGAUGUUAAAACCAAGCAUUUGAUAUACAGACAGCCAUACACUAUAAUCCACAGCUAAGUUUAUUUGGAUUCUCCACACAUCAAAGACAAAACAGCUAAGUUUGGAACUA
Messenger RNA from Cucurbita moschata (crookneck pumpkin), 1112 nucleotides. Its product is annotated as squamosa promoter-binding protein 1-like. NCBI's taxonomy places the organism in Eukaryota, Viridiplantae, Streptophyta, Magnoliopsida, Cucurbitales, Cucurbitaceae. The transcript is spliced from 2 exons. Gene Ontology annotation, molecular function: DNA binding. Bases 267 to 875 code for a protein of 202 amino acids. Gene Ontology annotation, cellular component: nucleus. The record is from RefSeq and is a predicted model, not a curated record.